Microbotryum saponariae is the source of this 1938-nucleotide messenger RNA. NCBI's taxonomy places the organism in Eukaryota, Fungi, Basidiomycota, Microbotryomycetes, Microbotryales, Microbotryaceae. The record is from the annotation of a GenBank genome assembly.
AUGGCCUCCACCUCUGGCAGCUCCUCGUCGAUCCCAACAAGGAUCAUCGACCUACCCCCCAACCACGAAUUCUCCUUCGAGCUCGAAGGUGGCGAAGCGCUCUCCAUCACGCUCCUCUCCGGUCUAGCCGAAACCUUUGGCGUUGAAUUAGUACCUCACACACCUCACCCUUUCUCGGAUCAAGUUCGAGCUUGCGUAUGGACUCCUACGGGCUGUACGAUCCGAGUCGAGGGUUCGGUAGAGAGUAGUUAUGUCGGUGAUGAAGGCGGGAUGAGCGUUUAUCAGGCUCUGCAUUUGGGUUUGAGUAGGAUCAGGGCAGAGGCGAGGCCGAGUUCGACGAGUACGAGUCGGAACAAGCUCGAUUGGACGAGCGUACAAGAUGAUGAGAUCUUGCCUCCGCGCGUGUUGGUCGUCGGUGAACGAGGUGCGGGGAAAUCAUCGUUGAUCAAGUCGUUGUUGAAUUGGAGGGUCAGGGAAGCUUGGGCUUUACGCGGUGGCAAAGGUGCGACGAUCAAGGAUGGCGGUGGAGCUUUGUACGUCAAUUUGGAUACGAGCGAAGGCGCUUCAACCGUACCCGGUACACUCUCCAUCACCCCCAUCAACGCCUUACUGCCCACCACCACUCCGAUCAACCCUUUCGGUACGUCCGGUACGUCCGGACCGCCCGUUCCUUUCCCACAAAAUUCCAACCCGGCAACGAAUUGGUUACCCCCACCUUCGAUCGAAGCCUAUGCUCCGACGGUCAACCCUUUGGUCUAUUGGUUCGGUCACCAAGACCCUUCCGACGCGUUGAGUUUGUACGAACAUUUACUCAAAAAGUUGGGUAAAACCUUGGGCGAUAAAUUCGCGCAAGGUGGUUUGAUGGGUUGGAAGGCGGGCUGUUUGGUCGAUACGCCGGGCGAAUGGGCCGAGAAGAAAGCGUUGCCGAUGAUCGUAAAGGCCGUAAGGGCGUUGGAAGGUAUGUUCCUCAGCUUUCGGCGCUGUGGAUCACCGAGCGGUCGGGAUGGCGGUAGGGGAAGGAAUUUUAAUUUUGUUUGCUGAGCGCUUCUCUCUCUCUCUCUCCUUUUUGGGGGGGGGGGGGGCGGGGUCUUGGACGCGCACACAGUCAACAUCGUCCUCGUUGUGGGGAAUCAACGUCUCGAAGACCAAGUCAAAAAACUGCUGGAUACGAACAAGACCGUCACCGUAGUGCGCGUACCGGCAGCGAAUGGGGUCAGUUAGCCGAGCUUGCCCUUCAUCUUUCCUCAGUCCGCUCACACCUCCCCUGCUAUCCCUUGCAGGCUUCCGCACCGGACGAAGCACUGCAACGUCGCAUCAAGGACGCUCAAAUUCGUUCCUACUUUUAUGGUGGACCGGCCCUGACGACGGGGGUCUUGUCCCCCUUUUCGAUCAUUGUCAAAUUCGAAGAUUUACGAAUCGUGCAGAUCGGCGAAGGUGAGUGGGGUUGGGGGGUUAGGGUUUUUUGUUGAAAGGGAAAACCUGAUCCAACACCCAUUUUUUAUUUUACGCUCCUUUCUCCUCUAGCGCUCUCGGCCCAAGCCCCCGACUCGGCUUUACCGAUCGGAUUCGGCCGCACAGUCGGGGACCUCGAUCUCGUACCGUUGGAUUUGGAAGCGUCGAACGCACCGUCGAGUUUGUUGUUCAGGUUAUUGGGGAUCCCUCAGGCUUUGGAGGGGAGUGAGGACGCGGAGGUCGUGGGUAGACCGGUGUUGGGUUGGGUUUAUGUGUGAGUCUUUUUUUUUAAAUAUGGGAUUCCCUUUGAGCGUUUCAGAAAGGGGGUUCAAAAAGUUUUGAACUGACGAGAGGUGUUGGGUUCAUCUUUCUUUUAGGUCGGCGAUCGAUCAAGUCAAGAAGAAGAUUACGCUCUUGAGUCCCUUACCGGGCCGAUUACCGAGAAAGACGUUGAUUCUGGGUUCGAUCGAUUGGCAGGAUGCUUGA